AUGGCAGCAGAAGAAACCAUGGUAGAGUUGAAGCCACAACCCAACAAGAAACAGAAAACUGGAGGAGAGAGAGAAGAUGAAAGGGACUUGCUGAGUUUGUUACCUGACGAUGUUCUUCUUCACAUUAUGCAUUUCAUGGACACAGAUACCGCAGUUCGAACCUCUUUCUUAUCCAAACGAUGGAACAACCUUUGGAAAUGUCUCAAAACUCUCUGUUUCCGACGCCGCGACUUCAACAACGUAGUCAGCUACAACCAAUUUAUCUACCACGUUGUCUCCCAGAGAGACACUUCCAUUCGUUUGAACCGUCUUGAUUUGGAAGCACGCAUCAUAGCACAAGAUCUUCUCAACCUUGUCGUUCCUCUUCUGCAUUCUGUGCCACAUUUGGGAAUCCAUCUCGAUCACAUAUCUUCUAAAAGAUUUUACUGUCUCAUACCUCAAAUUUUUGCUUCACACUCUCUCACAUCUCUCACUCUCGCUCUCGCAAACCAAUGCGUUCGUCGUGUCUUUAAGCUUCCACAUUCUCUAGAACUGCCAGCACUAAAAACCUUGAAUCUCACCAAUGUCUCUUUCACCGCAAGGGAUGAGUGCGCUGAACCCUUUUCGUCCUGUUUGUUGUUGAACAGUUUGGUCCUUGUGAGGUGUUCUUUGAGCAACCCUGCCAAAGUCCUCAGCAUAUCAAAUCCAAACCUUUCUCGUUUCACCAUGAAAAGGUACUCUGAAGUGAAGUACAAGAUUGUGCUUUCUACUCCGAAUCUCACCCAUUUUGCUAUCAAAAGUUCAAUAUUCUUUAGUGAAGUCUCCUCCACGUGUGAUCUUGCACUUCUUGAAGAAGCCAACAUCGACAUCACUUGGUCUGAUUCUCAUGCAAUCGUUCAUGGGUUGCUGAAAAUGUUAUCCUAUGCAAAGAUAUUGGCACUCUCUGAGUAUAUCCUUACAGUAAUACUAGACGGUCAGCUAUUUCGACCUCCAAGUAUUCCAAUUCCGUGCUUUGUUAGACUGGAGACAUUGACGGUGGAAAACAUUCAACAAGAAGCUUUCGUGAAGGAAUUAUUUCAGAACUCUGAACCGUUCUGA
Molecule: messenger RNA, 1077 nt
Organism: Vigna unguiculata (cowpea)
Lineage: Eukaryota; Viridiplantae; Streptophyta; Magnoliopsida; Fabales; Fabaceae
Product: putative F-box/LRR-repeat protein At4g15060
Molecular function (GO): protein binding
Source: RefSeq, a predicted model, not a curated record